Messenger RNA from Histoplasma mississippiense, 480 nucleotides. RefSeq lists its product with no specific name. The record is from RefSeq and is a predicted model, not a curated record. Lineage: Eukaryota; Fungi; Ascomycota; Eurotiomycetes; Onygenales; Ajellomycetaceae. The coding region runs from base 1 to 480 and encodes 159 amino acids. The transcript has 3 exons.
AUGAGAAAAUCAGAAUCAUCAGCAGGAAUUUUGAAGAACCAAAUGAAGGCUAUCAAUUGGCAGAAGUCUUGCUGUUGUGGCCUCUUUGAUCCGGGGUGGUCGUGGUGGAGAUCAUACCUGCCAGAUGCCAUACCUGAGGAAUCCCGCAACGAACGUGGAGGAGGGUCUAAGAGAGGCCCGUAUCAUCAAGGUGUGCCUAUUGUUACCGCAUGGAUUAUCCAUGUUGCGUACAAGCUCAAAAAGGCGUGUCAGACACUAGAGUCGCACAAUAUGGCACGGAUUAGUUUCCGAGCCCUCGAUUCGCAUUCGCAUAGGUGGAGUACGAAAGAAAGGGGUAAUCAUAAAAUUGAUGGUAGAAAAAAGAUGAGAAACACGUCAAUCAUCACUGCACAGCUUGGGAUGCCAACUGACAUGACAGGCCGGAAAGGCAGAAUGCUGUUCAAUGCGAAUAAAAAGUUGGCGCCGUGUGUCCCUCCCUAG